UCAUCCUCUUGCCUAUUUCAAAAACCCACAAAGUAUUUUAAUUCAAUUUACGACACCGCUCAUGCAGAAUCGCUACAAAUGUUUCACGAUUCUCGAUCGAUAGAUAUCCCGUACGGCCUUGACGUAACAGCGUCUGGUUAAUCUAGACGCAGGGCGUCGACGACGUCGACUUUUAAACCGUGCCAAAAACCUCAAUUUUAACGUGGAAAAUACAGUGUGUAUAUGUUGUGGAAUAACAAAUAAUUCGAGGAGUGUGGAAACAGAUUCACCGCAACUAUGAAUGUCAAGAUGACGAGGUAUACCAAUGCGGACUUCACCGAUGAUGACAGCGUGAACAGCGUCCAAUUCACAGAAGGGAAGUUUGGUAUAAGUACAACAGCCACUCACAUACGAUACCAUGCUGGAUCCAGCUUGUGGAAACAGAGAUCAAAACUGGAAAAAGCCCUCUUAGCCCUUCUGGCAACACUGAUCUUCGUGAUAUUCGUUUUAGCCUGUGUGGUCCACAGCUUAGAGAAUAGAAUGGUGAGCGUAAAGAAUUUUCACGUGGAGUGGGCUGAGAAGUCACCAUGUCUAAACAAGGAUUGUAUAAAGAUCUCAAAUGAUAUCCUGCAAGCCAUGGACUUGUCGGCAGACCCUUGCGAAGAUUUUUACGCUUAUUCCUGUAAUGGUUGGAUUCAGAACAACCCUAUACCUGAUGGCAAACCACAAUGGGGGACGUUCUCGAAGUUAGAUCAACGGAAUCAGGAAAUAAUAAGGAGAAUUUUAGAAAAGCCAGCGGACCAACUGAAAUCGAAGGCAGAGAGAAAAGCCAAAAUAUACUACGAGUCAUGUUUGGAUGUCAAUGACACAAUGGAGUCCCUUGGUGCAAAACCAAUGUUGGACGUUCUUCGUAAGAUAGGCGGAUGGAACAUUAGCGAUAGCGGUUUCGACUUGAAGAAAUGGUCGUUUCAAAAUACCGUGCAGACUGUACUGAAUAGGUACAACAUAGGAGCCUUCUUCUCUUACUCCGUUGGCGAAGACGACAAAAAUUCCUCCAGACAUGUGCUACAGAUCGACCAGAGCGGUUUAACCCUGCCGACUAGAGAAACCUACUUGAACAAAACCGAACAUGCUAAGGUUCUGGAGGCCUAUUUGGAUUAUAUGACAAGGGUUGGCGUCCUUUUGGGAGGAGAGCCAAAUUCGACCAAACAACAGAUGUUGGAGGUCAUCGAAUUUGAAACUAGACUAGCCAACAUAACUACCCCGAGUGAGCUGCGAAGAGAUGAAGAAGCCUUGUAUCAUCAGUUCACCAUAGCUGAUUUACAGGAGAAGGCGGGAUUUUUGGAUUGGAGAAAAUUCUUCGAGAAUGCAAUGAAGAAUGUCAACAGGAAAGUCACGAGCAAACAGCAUGUUGUCGUUUAUGCCCCUGAAUAUUUGGGUAAUUUGACAAACCUCAUCAAGGAAUACAACGCAACAGUCGAAGGAAGGAUAACCUUGAACAACUAUCUGAUAUGGCAAACUGUAAGGUCCUUUACCGGAUGCCUUUCUAAGGCCUUCAGAGACGCAUACAAGGGCCUGAAAAAAGCACUCAUGGGUUCUGAAGGUGGAGAAGAGCCUCAAUGGAGGUAUUGCAUUCAAGAUACCAACAAUGUUCUAGGAUUUGCCAUUGGUGCCAUUUUUGUUCGAGAGGUCUUCCAUCAAGAGUCAAAAAUGCAGGCUCAAGAAAUGAUAAACAACGUUAGGAAUGCCUUCACUAGAAACUUCAAGAAUUUGGACUGGAUGGACGAAGAAACCAGAAAAGCUGCUGAAAGUAAAGCCGACGAUAUCUCCGACAUGAUUGGAUAUCCAGAUUUCAUCAAGGACAUCAACCAGCUUGAUAAAAAGUACGAGUCUUUGAACAUCAGACCGAAUGCUUACUUUGAGAAUACGAUCAGUAUUAACUACUACAAUCUUGUGAAGAACCUGGAGAAGAUUGAUGAGCCUGUGAACAAAACUGCUUGGAGUAUGUCCCCAUCUACAGUCAACGCCUACUACACACCGACCAAGAACCAAAUGGUAUUACCCGCUGGUAUCCUCCAAAAUCCCUUCUACAACCCCAACCAUCCGGCUUCACUGAAUUAUGGCGGCAUUGGCGUGGUCAUGGGACACGAGCUCACCCAUGGUUUUGACGAUCAAGGCCGGGAGUUCGAUAAGGAGGGCAACUUGAACCACUGGUGGAAGAAUGAAACCAUCAGGAGGUUCAAGGAUAGGACCAAAUGCUUUGUUGAUCAGUAUAACAAAUACAAAAUCAAUGGUAAAUCCGUCAGUGGAAACCGCACUUUGGGGGAGAACAUUGCCGAUAACGGGGGCCUCAAAGCUGCCUACAACGCCUACCUAGAAUACAUGAAAACCCAGCCAGAACCUCUUAACUAUCCAGGCCUCGAGCUCAACCACAAACAGCUCUUUUUCGUAGCUUUCGCUCAGAUCUGGUGCUCCUCCGUCACAAACGAAACGAGCACCCUACAGAUAGAAAAAGAUCCUCACAGUCCUGCCAAAUAUCGCGUAAUAGGAGCCCUCUCUAACCUCAAGGAGUUCGGGCAGGAGUUCAAAUGCAAGGAGGGGUCUAGGAUGAAUCCCAAGCGGAAGUGUGAGAUUUGGUAGGUCCGUGCCAGGAGCUCUACUGGUGUUUAGGUGUUCUUCAGCCAUAUUGGUGUAGAUGAAGUUUGUGAUAGGGGUGGGGAGGGUAGUCAGUUGAAGUUCCUUCAGUAAGCUGGAGUAUGCGUAGUGGUGAAGAAAUAUGGCCUAUUUUGUGUACAAUUGUUAGAUUUAUUUGCUUCCAUUGUUGCUGUUACGGCUAUAAAUUAUAAGUAUGGAUAACGAGGAUUUGUUGGAGGAUAUUUAGGAUAAGUUAAUCAAUUUUAUUUAUUCAUGGAAGGUGAGUUCAUGACUUGUAUAGAUGUGGGGUUAGCCAAAAGUUAUAUAAGGGUUUUUUGCUCAUUUACUCGAUGGAAAAUUGAGAUUUUUUCACCUCGCUGCAUCAUUAAAAGACAAAUUUGUUAUAAACGAAAGGCAAAUGGGUAAUUA
Molecule: messenger RNA, 3042 nt
Organism: Coccinella septempunctata (seven-spotted ladybird)
Lineage: Eukaryota; Metazoa; Arthropoda; Insecta; Coleoptera; Coccinellidae
Product: endothelin-converting enzyme homolog
Exons: 12
Coding region: 277-2619 (780 amino acids)
Biological process (GO): protein processing
Cellular component (GO): plasma membrane
Molecular function (GO): metalloendopeptidase activity
Source: RefSeq, a predicted model, not a curated record